AUGGUCCUCACAGUUGCAAUCAUUGGGGGCGGGAUCGCCGGGCUCAGUGCAGCCAUUGCUCUCAGGAAACUUCCCGGCGUCGAUAUUCAGGUGUACGAGAGAGCAAAAGAAUUCAAAGAAUUGGGUGCUCUUAUCGGACUAGCUCCUAAUGGAUUGAGAACCUUGGAGAAGCUAGGGGUGGAAGAUGUUCUUACGGACGAAGUUGGUUGGAGAAGUCCGAAUGGAGUUCCUAUGUGCUUCAAGCACUUCAAGACAGGCGAUGUGUUAAGCGUCGACUACAACCAUGACGUUCCAGAUAGACGACAUCAAUUUGCUCGAAUGCACCGUGCUAGUCUCCAAAAGGCUCUUUUGAAGAAUCUUCCACCAAACAUUCUUCACACUGGCAAAAAGGUCUCUAUAGUGAAGACCAAUGAUGAUAGUGCCACAGUCGGCUUUGAAGAUGGAACCUCCGUGACAGCUGACCUCGUAAUCGGAGCCGAUGGAAUCAAAUCGAAAGUUCGAGAAUCGUUCAUCAAAAAUCACAAGCUUAGCUCCUCCGGCGACGCGAUCUUCCGAACAACAUUUGCCUACGACUUAGUGGCAGAUCUUCCUGGGCUUGAACAGAACUCAACUCAUUAUCAAAGCCCAACUUCAUGGUUUUUCGGAACAAGACUAGGAUCGGAUCAAUUUGGUGUGACUUGCAGUUUUCACGUUGAUGAAAACGAUUCAAGUUCGAAGUUUGCAGACACAACUUGGAACGCUCCGGCCACUGUGGAUGACAUUCGCAAUGUCUUCAAAGACUUUUACUCUCCUAUCCCAUCAAUCAUUGAUAGAAUCCCCGAAGGCACUUUGAGAAGGUACACCAAUGUGGCUGGAGAAGCCCUUUCCCACUGGACCUUUGGGAAUCGCGUUACUCUGAUCGGUGAUGCAGCUCACACGCAUGGUGGCGCGUAUGCAGCAGGCGCGUCAUUAGCUGUGGAUGAUGCAUACGUGCUCUACCUUUCGCUACGAACUAUACUUCAGGGAGGAGUUCAAGACCAAGAGAAAUUAUCAGCUGCGCGUAUUGGAGAAGCACUUGCCCUUUAUGAAGCAACUCGCCGCCCCCAUCUAGAGAGAGUGUUGAAGGAAGUGCACAGCGGGCGGAAGGCCCAAGCUGCCCGAUUUGAAAAGAUCCGGGAGGAGGGUGUCCCAGAGUCGGACGCCUCAUUCAGGAAGAGACUGGCUUCAAAGGGUGAUCCAGUCUGGCUAAAUGAACAUGAUGCAGAGGCACAGUUUCACAAGGUAUAUAACAACUCAACCAGCUCACAAGCCAGUGUGGCUGAAGUGCGCCCCAAGCUCUAA
Messenger RNA from Clonostachys byssicola, 1320 nucleotides. Lineage: Eukaryota; Fungi; Ascomycota; Sordariomycetes; Hypocreales; Bionectriaceae. The record is from the annotation of a GenBank genome assembly.